Molecule: messenger RNA, 1083 nt
Organism: Tetrahymena thermophila SB210
Lineage: Eukaryota; Ciliophora; Oligohymenophorea; Hymenostomatida; Tetrahymenidae
Product: transmembrane protein, putative
Exons: 2
Source: RefSeq, a predicted model, not a curated record
AUGAAGCAACAAAAGCUGGUUUUAGCUUUUUUCAUUUUAGCAACCUGCUUCUCAGUGAUGAAAGCAUAAAAUGGAGAUGAAUAAGACAUUUUUCUAUAAUUGAUCAAAACUUAGAUUAAAAGUGUUAUUGAAAGUCCUGAUUUCUAAUAUAAUUUCAUUUAAGGAUUCACAAAAUAGUUUAUUUUUGGAUAAAUUAAACUAUAUGAUUUAGCAGUAAAUCACUCAAAAUAAAUAGGUUCAGAUCAGGCAAAAAAAAUCAAAGAGGAGAUAGAUGGGUUAGUUGGUAUUCUUUUCCAAGGUCGCUUUUCUACUUUACAAGAUUUAGUUGAAGACAUCAAGAAAAAUGAUCCUACUUCUCUCAAUAAUAUUUUUUCCAAAACAACAUUUAACGAAGACCUUAAGCAUUUCAAUUACUAAGACUAAUUGGCAUAAGCAAUCGCAAAUAAGCUUAUUGAUAAAAAUCAAAGCCCAAAGGAGAAGCUUACUUAAUCUAUUAAAAAUCUUGACUUGAUUAAGAAAUUCUUAAUCUAGUAUAGAGGAGUUAAAGAAGAAGAUGCUGAAAAAGCUUUUUCAUAUAUCAAGGAUUCUAAUAAGCUUAAAAAAACUAUGCUAUUUGCAUCCGAAAAGCUUUCUGAUCCUAAAAUUGCAGGAUCAUUAAUGAAGCUUGCACUUAAGUUUAAUGAUGCUUAAAGAAAUGGAAAUGCAACUGAUAUCAUCUCUUUGAUUUAAGAUGAUAAAGCUUUAUUAAGUCUUUUAGCUGAUUAAGAUUGGGGAGAUCUCCUCAAGCUUAAAGAUGAAUUAACAAAGAUUGGAGGAAAGGCUUAUGAAGAUUAUUUAAAGAAUGGAGGCGGAUCUAGAGAUAGAGAUAAUGAUGACAACGAUGAUGAUGAUGAAGAAGAAGAAGAUUUAGAAGGAGGUAAAAAAAAGCACUCAUCAAUGGGAUUCGGAAAAAUCUUUUUAAUAAUUCUUGGUGUUGUUUCAGUCAUAGCUAUUGCUUUUCUCAUUUACAGAAAAUAUAAUUAGAGUAAAUAUAACGACGGCUCUUACACAGAAAACAAGUAGCUCUACAGACCUACCGUUUGA